Molecule: messenger RNA, 2100 nt
Organism: Pochonia chlamydosporia 170
Lineage: Eukaryota; Fungi; Ascomycota; Sordariomycetes; Hypocreales; Clavicipitaceae
Product: Zn(2)Cys(6) transcription factor protein
Exons: 1
Coding region: 1-2100 (699 amino acids)
Biological process (GO): regulation of DNA-templated transcription
Molecular function (GO): zinc ion binding; DNA-binding transcription factor activity, RNA polymerase II-specific
Source: RefSeq, a predicted model, not a curated record
AUGUCCGACGACCAGCAGAUUGAUGGAGGUCGAGCGGCCAAAAGGCGAAAAGUCCGAAAGGGCACACAGAGCUGCUGGGAGUGCAAACGCCGCAAGGUCCGAUGUUCUUUCACAACACUAUCGAACACCAGUUGCGACGGCUGUAGACGUCGGGGAACUGCGUGUAUCAGCCAAGAGUUCCAAGAUGAUCCUUCUUCAGCCAAACUCGAGGAUAGAUUAGGUCGGGUUGAAGCCGCUAUGGAAUCCCUGGCAAGCAAAUCUCACGAAGACCAGGACCUACGCGAUCCAAAUGGAGCUGUGACUAGUGGUGAGAGUUUCUCGAAUGGGAAGAUGCCAGUCGCGGCGCCAACAUCUCCAUGCGCUUCUUUUCCUAGUACAACGCAAAGAGAGUAUGAUGACCUCUCCAGCAAGCUCAUUACCGCUUGGCCAAGUCAGGCCGACAUUGAUCUCAUCUUGCAUUCGCGGGUUCUCUCCUCAGACCAAUUUCAAUACUUCACAUGCCCGCUCUAUCUAAGCAAUGACACAUCGACGGCACGAACAAUACUCCAGGUGCCAUGUCAAUCGGCAGCCCCAGUUCAAGUUGCCAAGAAGCUGUUGCUGAUGGCAUCACUCCUCCAGAGGCUCCAGCGUUGUCAACCUGAGGAUGUCGGUGGCCUCAGCAUCAACCGUCGUAGAACCAUGAUGUUGCGCGCAGUUGAGACCGCCCAUAGCGUCGUGACAUCACACGACGAUCUAGUUACCUGUAUCGCCGGAGUGGAAUGCUCCCUGAUUGAGAGCAUGUAUCACAAUAACAUGGGAGAUCUUUCUCGGGCCUGGCUCAUAUUACGAAAAGCAAUGCUGAGAGGCCAGUUGAUUGGCCUCCAUCGGGGGACAGCUGAAUCAGAAGACGAGUCGCAAAGCAGCCUGAGUCCUGAUUAUUUGUGGUUUCGACUUGUACAGAUGGACCUUUAUCUCUCGUUAAUGCUUGGACUUCGUCCCGAUGCCACGUCGAGCUGUCUUGACGACUCAAAAGUAUUGCAAGGCUGUACCCCUUUGGAGCAAAUGCACCGGGUUCAAUGUGUUGCUAUGCGCCGCAUUCUUGGUCGAAACUGCCACGCUGAUAUGAACGACCUCAAGGAAACGAUCGAGAUUGACAAGAUGCUACAAAAGGCUUCCUCUCUAAUGCCCCCAAAGUGGUGGCUCUGUCCUACUGACGAUGCCAGCGUAGACGUCACUGGCCCGACACAUGUGAGUAGCCUGGUUGCUCACCAUCACCUGCUGCUUCGGCUGCAUCUCCCAUAUCUGUUAAAGUAUCCGACCAAUAGGAAAUAUGACUAUGGGAAGAUUACGGCAAUCAGCGCAAGCCGCGAAAUCCUCUCAUGGUAUGUCUUUGUCAAGUCCAAGUCAAGUAUGCCAUACUGCCGGGGGAUUGAUUUCCUGGCUUCCAUAUCCUGCACAACACUAUGUAUCGCUCAUAUCGAGGCACAAAGACAGCGAAAGAGCUGCUAUGGGAGCAACGGGACUAUAUUCGAUUUGAUUGCGAAUCAACGCCUUUCUGAUCGGGCCAUGGUGGAAAGGACGCUAGACGUAAUGGAUCUCAUGGUCGAAGAAGAUGACGAUCAGAUUGCAUCCAGCAUCGCAGGGAUUCUGCGACCCUUGUUACAAGUUGAAGCCAAUGCAGCAUCUGGAGGAAUAUACGUCAUCAAGGCAUCUACAGAGACGGACCAUGAAGACAUUAGUGACGGUGAUGAAGCGCUUCAUGUUUUAGUUCCAUGCUAUGGGACCAUCACUAUUGCACCUUGCAGCCCUCCACGGGCUGAAUCGCCUAUAGAGGUAAUAGAAGGCAAAACCAAAGAAGUUCUGUCGUUACGGCACGAUGGGAAUAUCUUGACAGAGAUAUCACAUGGGGAAGGGUCUAGUUCUGCGUCGACAGAAGAGCAAGAAGACUAUGGGCCAAUCACCCUACCCGACGAGUUUUGGUACAGCUCAAGUAUUAAUUAUGGAUGCGACGCAGAAGACUUUGCAUCGCAUUUGACAGAAUCUGUCAAUAUUUGGGACACGAAAAACUAUGAUAUGGCGAUUUGGGAUGCCCCCAUUGUCUACCAGCAAAGUGGACGUUAG